Messenger RNA from Daucus carota subsp. sativus, 1303 nucleotides. Its product is annotated as peroxisomal membrane protein 11A. The record is from RefSeq and is a predicted model, not a curated record. The transcript is spliced from 2 exons. Gene Ontology annotation, biological process: peroxisome fission. The coding region runs from base 229 to 972 and encodes 247 amino acids. Gene Ontology annotation, cellular component: peroxisomal membrane. Lineage: Eukaryota; Viridiplantae; Streptophyta; Magnoliopsida; Apiales; Apiaceae.
ACAUAACAAAGGAGAUUGUGUAAACAUUCGUUACGCUCAAACUAUACUUACAUACACUCUUCAAUUCAUCUUCUUCCAUACGGAGAGGAGAGGGGGGAGAGAGAGAGAUAUAGAGAAAGAGAGGAAGGGAAGAGAGAUAGAGAGAGGGGAAAGGGAGAGGAGAGAUAGAGAUAUACAGAGAGAUAGAGAGGGAGAGGGAGAGGGAGAGAGGGAAGUAAGAGAGAGACCAUGGAACCUAAGAAACCUCCAUCAUCAAAACCAACUCAACGAGAUUUCUUGACCCAUCUGGAAGCGUAUCUCGCCAAACGAGACGGCGUUGACAAGCUCCUCAAAAUCUCACGAUACGCCACCAAAGUGAUCCUCUCCUCGUCUUCCCUCCCAUUAAGCUCAACCCAGAAAACCCACCUCAAAUCCUUCGAAUCCAGCGUGGGUCUGAGUCGAAAAGCCUUCCGACUCGGCAAAUUCAUCCAAGAUGUCAACUCUCUGCGCAACUCAGUCCCCGAGUCAAACCAAGACUUGUUUUUGACUCUUCUUGCUUAUGGAGGUGAAGGGGUGUAUUAUUUCAUCGAGCAGUAUGUUUGGUUGGUGAAAUCAGGGCUAAUUGAUGGAAAAAAUUUGAUCUUCUUGCAAAAGAUUAGUGCUUGGGCUGAGUUUCUUGGGUAUUUCGGGAGUGUUGGGCUGAAAAUUAGGGAGUUGAGGAGGAUUAGGGAUGAGGAGAGUUGUUUGGUUUCAAGUAUUCGGAUUGCGGAUUUGAGAGAGAUUAGUGUUGCUGAUGAUCGGGAGAGAUUGAGGAAAUUGAGGGAGAAGAAGUUGUUGAAGAGGCUUUCUGUUGUGCAAGAUUUGGCUGAUGGAUUAAUGGCAUUGGCUGAUAUAAGAGAUGGGAAAGGGAGGUUUACGGGUCCGUUGGUGUUGUCGUCUGCUGGGCUAUUGUCUGCUGUUAUUAGUACUCAUAAGAAUUGGUUGUCUUGCUGAUGGAGGUCGAAUGUUUGGUCAGAUUGUACUCUUCAUGUCUAGGAUCAGUGGAUUGUAACCGACUCCAGCUUUCUAACAGGCACUGCCUCAGACUGUUUGCAGAUUCUCAUGUCCUGCUCAAAUUGUUCAUUGUUUUCUGCUUUGUUGAAAAGAAACAUCUCUGUCUGCCAUGAGAGCCCAGCUUAAUAGAACCCUCAUGUAUUGUAGUUACUAUAUUAGCAUAUUGUAGGAAGUACUCUUCGAGACCUUCCGGGGAUCCUCAAGGGCAUGAACAAAGAAUAUGAUCCGCCCCCAUCUAAAUCCCUAAUCCACAUUCUUAUAAUUUUCUGCA